AUGGCGCCGCCGGCACCCACGAGCAAGAAGUGGUCUGUUAUUUAGCCUCGUGGUCCGUGUACCGGCCGAGCGCGGGAAAAUUCAACAUCGAGGAUAUCGACCCCACGCUGUGCACGACCCUUAUCUACGCCUUUGCUGGUUUAGAUGAGAUAACCUUCGCUAUGAAACCGAUUGAUCCGAGAUAUGACGUCAGAGAAAGAGCCAUCGAGCGCGCCGUGGGCCUGAAGUCGCAGAACCCGCUCCUGAAGGUGGUGGUGGCGGUGGGCGGGUGGACGGAGGGCUCGACCAAGUACUCCGCCAUGGCCUCCAACGCCACCAGCAGGAGGGCCUUCAUCGACUCGGCGAUCGGGUUCAUCCAACAGUACAAGUUGGACGGCCUCGACCUGGACUGGGAAUACCCCGCCACGAGAGGAGGAGUCCCGGCAGACAAGGAGAAUUUCGUCCUUCUUGUCAAGGAACUCAAGGAAGAAUUCUCCAAGCACGGGUGGAGCCUCACCGCCGCCGUGGCAGCCGACAAGGGGAUCAUCGGGGUCGCCUACAACAUCACGGAACUCUCCCAACACCUCGACUUCCUGCACAUCGCGUCCUAUGACUACCACGGCAAAUGGGACGGCCAGACGGGACACAACGCGCCCUUGUACCCGAGGGAUGACGAGAGCCCGGAGGACAAGAUGCGCAACGUGGCACACACUGUCAUGAUGUAUCUCGACGCAGGAGCACCUCCCGAGAAGGUUGUCCUUGGCCUGGGAUUCUUUGGCCGAUCCUACCUCCUUCAAGAUCCAACUAACAAUGGCUUCGGCGCACCCACACUUUCUUCCUUCGCUGGACCUUACACGAAGGAGGAGGGCUUCCUUGGCUACAAUGAGAUCUGUGAGACACAAACCACAGAGGGAGGGCAGUGGACCCUGAUUUGGCAGAAGAGCCACCAGGUUCCAUACAUGUACAAAGACAACAUGUGGAUAUCCUAUGAUGACACGAUGUCUGUUGGACUCAAGGUAGCUUUUGCACAGAAACUUGGGUUGGGUGGCAUUAUGGUUUGGUCUGUCGACACGGAUGACUUCAACGGCAAUUGUAGUCAGACAGGGAUGAGAUAUCCUCUUUUGAAUGCAGUGAAGAAAGCCUUGUCAUCCCACACAGUCAUGAGACCUGGUUCAAGCAUUAAUGGUAGCAUUUCAGAGCAGCUUGUUCCAGAUGGCACUGUAUUUAAAUUUGAACAAGAAACACACAUUCCUGAUAAUACUAGUGUAACCGAACCCGAACUUGAAGGAGAACCUCGUGGUUUUUCAAUCGAAGGCAUUCUAUCUGAAAAGACACCUGAACAAGAACCACAUAAUGUCCCAGACAGCAUCAGUGUAUCUGAACCACAAUUUGAAGAACCACACAGUGUUCAAGACAGUGUUAGCAUAUCUAAAACUCUUGAAGACGCUCAAGGUGUUUCAGGCAUUGACAGUGUGUCUGACGUAAGACCUGAAGAAUCACAAGGUGUUCCAGUAGAUGACACUGUGACUGAGAUGAAUCCUGCAGAACCCCAUGGCGUUCCAAUUGGUUUCAGUGAAUUGGAGGUGACGCCUGAAGGAGAAUCACAUAAUGUUUCGGUUGAUGGCACUGUCUCGGAGAUCAAACCAGAAGAAGCCCAGGCUGAUCCAGUCGAUGGCAGUAAAUCCGAAGUGAAUCCUGAAGAAUCUCAUGAUGUUCCAGUUGAUGGAAGUACACUCGAGGAAAAUCAUGAAGAACCACCUAAUGCUGUAAACGAUGCUAGGAUACCCAAAACUCUUGACGGUCAAGCUCCUUUAGACAAUGACAGUGUGUCUGACGUGAAACCUGAAAAAUCACAAGGUGUUCCGGAAGACGGCAUUGUAUCUGAGAUGAAACCCGAAGAACCCCAUGGUGUGGCAGUUGAUGGCAGUGGAUUGGAGGCGGUACCUGAAGAACCAAUAAGUUUCAACUGAUGCAUGUCUUUGAGAUUAAACCCGAAAGAACCACAUGCAGUUCCAAAUGAUAGCAAGUGUACAUAUAUUAAACCUGAAGAACCACAUGUUGUUCCAGUCAAUGGCAGUGAACAUGAGAUCAUAUCUGAAGAACCACAUGUUGUUCCAGUCAAUGGCAGUGAACAUGAGAAUAUAUCUGAAGAACCACAUGUUCCAGUCAA
This is a messenger RNA of Penaeus vannamei (Pacific white shrimp), 2149 nucleotides long. Lineage: Eukaryota; Metazoa; Arthropoda; Malacostraca; Decapoda; Penaeidae. The record is from RefSeq and is a predicted model, not a curated record.